This is a messenger RNA of Saprolegnia parasitica CBS 223.65, 477 nucleotides long. RefSeq lists its product as hypothetical. The transcript has 2 exons. The coding region runs from base 1 to 477 and encodes 158 amino acids. The record is from RefSeq and is a predicted model, not a curated record. Lineage: Eukaryota; Oomycota; Saprolegniomycetes; Saprolegniales; Saprolegniaceae.
AUGACCAAGCGCGGCUGCCAGCGUGCCACGAGCUCUUCGAGCCUGCCAGGCUUCGUUCUACAUGGCCUCCUCCACAUGCUAGACGACGACAGCGAUGUCCUCAACCUGCUCGAUGCGCUGCCGCUCGUCGCACUUCGCGACCUCGGCGCCGUCGUCGACCUCGACGAGCACUGGCCGGUCGUCAACGUGACCAAGAUCCCGAUCCAACAUGCUCACUUGGCCAUCGCCGCGCUGCCUGCCUUUACUGGCGUGCACGUGGACUCUGGCGUGGCCUCGUUGGCGUGGCUCGAUGCGACGCCCAAAGCGCCCGUGACGCUGGUUGCAGAUGCGUCGGUGCCUGGUGCGCUCAGUGCCUUUGCCUACGUCUGUGACCAAUUCGUACAAGUUGAAGAACUCUUGCGCGUGCACCAGCGUUACGAGGUGUCGUCUGGUGUCUUCAAGGCGCCGUCGCCUGUCACACCUCGGCGGCAUUAUUAA